Drosophila ficusphila is the source of this 957-nucleotide messenger RNA. RefSeq lists its product as uncharacterized. Lineage: Eukaryota; Metazoa; Arthropoda; Insecta; Diptera; Drosophilidae. Bases 122 to 532 code for a protein of 136 amino acids. The transcript is spliced from 3 exons. The record is from RefSeq and is a predicted model, not a curated record.
UUCUCUGAGAAACUCCCUCCGGUCUCUGGAAGUGUGUGUGUGUGCGUGUGUGUUGGUGAAGUGGUUCCAGAGUGGCAGAGAGAGUAUCCGGUCGACUCCUCCUACUGGAGUCCACUCCCCGAUGCAGUGCAUCAUGGGUCGACUCCUCCUACUGGAGUCCACUUCCGGAUGCAGUGCAUCAUGGCCCAACUCGGCAUGGGCUUCUGGAUGGCAGAUGCCUCCCUGCUUGGUGCGGGAUCCGGAUGCAGUGCAUCAUCACUUGACCUGGCAUGGAGUUUGGUACAUCCUUCUGCUCGGAGUGGAGUAUGCACUGCAUCAUGACCUGACUUGGCAUGAACCUAAAGGUGGCCGACACCUUCCUGUAUGGAGUGGACUCCGGGAUGCAAUGCAUCGAAACCUAAAGCGGUUUUUUGAUGUUUAUGCGACUGGUUGCAGAAAAUUAUUGGGGACACCAUCAUAUUGUACUUAUAACUUGGAGCUGGUCAUCAGGAUGCAGUGCACCAAGGGUUUUCGCAGUGAGUUCUUGAAUUAGACAGUAAAUAAUUAAGUUAGUAAUUUUAAGAUGAAAAAUACGACUUAAGGUAGGUUAGCUUUUUAAAAAAGAAAUCAAGAGCAACAGUUAAAAACCUGAAAGUAUUUAAGUAUGAAAGAAAUUCAAAAAGUAAAUUUGAUCAAAUAAUGAACUUGAAGUACAUGAAAAUCAAUUUUAAGAAAUAAUUGAAAACAAGUAGGGACAUAGUAUAUUAUAUAGUAAGAAUAGUUGUAAGAAUGCGGUUACCGGAGAUAUAUGCUGAUACCACCAAAAUGGACUGGAGAACAGGCUGCAAGAUCAAGGAUUAAAGGCGUAAUCUUCAAUUGAACUCCACUUCACAAUGCAGUGCAUCAUCUCAAUGGGGUGAUGACUAUACCUUUCUACUUGGAGUGAAAUUCAAGAUGCAUUGAAUCAAUAACCCAAAG